AUGGAAUGGGGUUCUUUUGAACCAAAGGCUUGGACCGAAAAUGACAUCGAUAUUCAAAUAUCCCACUGCGGAAUAUGUGGAUCUGACUUGCACACACUCCGUUCUGGCUGGGGCAAGACUGACUAUCCAUGCUGUGUCGGUCAUGAAAUUAUUGGGAAAGCCGUUCGUGUCGGCUCGAAUGUGCGCCACAUUCGUCUUGGUGAUCGCGUUGGGGUUGGUGCCCAGGCCCGGAGUUGUCUCCGGACCGACUGCCCAGACUGUUCUCGCGGAGAGGAGAAUGCCUGCGUUCGAGAACGUGUCGACACCUAUGGGUCUAUCUACCCAAAUGGCGAAGGGAAGUCUAUGGGUGGUUAUGCGGACUAUAACCGCACCAACGGCCGCUUCGUAUUCAAGAUUCCCGAUGGCCUGGCAUCUGAGGCGGCGGCACCAAUGCUAUGUGGCGGUAUUACAGUCUACGCACCUUUGAAAAACCACGGAUGCGGUCCCGGAAAGACGGUGGGUAUCAUCGGGCUUGGCGGAUUAGGGCACUUUGGAGUCCUUUUUGCCAAAGCUAUGGGCGCCGACCGAGUGGUAGCAAUCUCAAGGCGACGAUCGAAAAAAGGCGAUGCACUCGCGCUCGGAGCGGACGAGUAUAUUGCGACUCUUGACGAUGAGAAAUGGGCCAGGAAAAACAGGAGAACUUUGGACCUUCUGAUUUGCACAGUCUCAAAUUCUGAUAUGCCUCUUCAGCAAUAUCUGAGCUUGUUGAAAUGGGGAGGAUCGUUCGUUCAAGUCGGAUCUCCUGAUGGAGGGAAGCUGCCCGAAAUCAGUGCCUUUACACUCAUCAUGAAUAACAUUCAGGUUGGCGGCAGCAAUAUUGGGUCUGUGAGUCAAAUCCAAGAAAUGCUAGAGUUUGCUGUGAGGCAAAACGUCAAGCCUUGGAUCCAGACGAGAUCCAUGAACGAUGCCAACCAAGCAAUAGUGGACAUGGAGGAUGGAAAAGCGCGAUACAGAUAUGUGCUUGUCAACGAAAGGCAUUUCGGAGUUUCAGUUGCCUGA
Messenger RNA from Colletotrichum aenigma, 1038 nucleotides. RefSeq names its product NADP-dependent alcohol dehydrogenase 7 (gene ADH7-0). The transcript is spliced from 3 exons. NCBI's taxonomy places the organism in Eukaryota, Fungi, Ascomycota, Sordariomycetes, Glomerellales, Glomerellaceae. The record is from RefSeq and is a predicted model, not a curated record. Gene Ontology annotation, biological process: alcohol metabolic process. Bases 1 to 1038 code for a protein of 345 amino acids. Gene Ontology annotation, molecular function: alcohol dehydrogenase (NADP+) activity; zinc ion binding.